AUGAAUAUUUUAAUUACAACUACAAAACAAAUUGCUGGAUAUGAAAAUGAUUUUUUUGAACUUUCAUCAAUACCUUUAGAUAUAGCUAUUGAUUUAACUGAUGGACCAUUGAUACUUUCUGAUGUUCGUAUUACAUUUGUUAAUCAUAUUCAUCGAUGUAUAUCUAUAUUACCUGAUAAAUUAACACCACAACAUUCUUGUUACAAUACAUCUCAUUCUACUAUGGGGAAUUUUCUUCGUCAUCUUCGUAAAAAUGAACAAUCUACACUGGAUCAAUUAAAAAAUCUUUUUGAUUUAUAA
Rotaria sordida is the source of this 300-nucleotide messenger RNA. NCBI's taxonomy places the organism in Eukaryota, Metazoa, Rotifera, Eurotatoria, Philodinida, Philodinidae. The record is from the annotation of a GenBank genome assembly.